AUGACACACAAGAUCAGUUUGUUGCCUGGUGGAUGCACCGGGAGCUGUGAGGCUGAGAUGUCUGCAUUGAAAGGACGUGUGGCCCGACUGGAGAGAGAGAUGUCCACCCUGAAAGAGAAAUGUCCAUGUUCUCCAACAUGUCAAAAUGACUGUAGUGGCAAUGGGGAAUGUCAGAAGGGAAAAUGUGUCUGCCGAAAGGGAUUUCUGGGUUCAGACUGCAGUAAGUGUGCUGAUGGAGCAGAGUGUAGUAAAAAAUCUACCAAAGGGAAGGUGAACAAAGACAGCAAUGUCAUCAAGGAAAACAUGCAGGAAAAACCCACCAAAGUAGAGCUCACACUCUUUGAGAAGAAGGACCAAAAGAAGGGUAUUCUGGCCAAGGAGACUGAUGCCAAACCCAAAGUCGCCACUAUUGCCAAAACAGCAACUUCAGAUGAGGCUCGGGUUCUGCAGAACAAAACGAAUACCCAUGUCUCUGGCGUGAGCACCAGAAGGAUGGGAGGAUCUGGAUUAGGUUCUGUGAAGGUUGUGAACAUCUCCUCCUACAGCUUCACUGUCACAUGGUCAUCACCACAAGGAAUGUUCAAGAACUUCACUGUGGUCAGAAGAGAGCCUCGAACAGAGGGUGACGAAGACGAAUAUGAGGAGUUUGAAGAGGAAACUCUUGAAGGAGAAAAGGUGUCCACAGCUAAAAACACAACAGAAUUCCAGGUACACAGCGAAAGCGUGAACGUAACUGCUUCCUCUGGUAAAGUUGUUGUAUCAAGAGGUAGAGUUGAGACCAAGAGGAUCACUAUGAUGGUCCCUGGCAACGUACGUUCUGUUGAGUUUAGUAACCUACGGGCAAACACACGCUACAUCCUGCACAUAUAUGGUACAGCUGCUGAGAGGAGAUCAAAGAUUCACAGAGUUAUUGCAACUACAGGACCUGAGCCAGCGACAGACAUGGUUUUCAGCAAUGUAACUGAGUCCUUUGUCACUGUGUCCUGGUCCAAACCAAAGACUGCAUUCACAGGCUUCAGGAUCACAUACACUCACAUUGUCACAGGGGAGAGUCGGGCUAUGAGCAUUGACUCUAAGCAGUCGCAUGUGGUUCUGUCCAAUCUAUCUGCUGGGUCCUCCUACGUGAUCGCAGUAUUCUCUACACAAGGUAGAGCCCAGAGUGAUGCCCUCACCUCCACCAUCACCACAGUGCCUGCGGCCCCAACACAUCUUCAAGCCGUCAAUGUGACAGAUACCAGAGCUGUGCUGCAAUGGACUCCCAGUUUAGGGAAAGUAGACCGCUUUAUCAUCAGCUAUGAGUCCUCCAAGACUCCUAAUGUGACAGUGACAGUGAUGCUGUCUGGAAACUCAGUGGAGCACCAGCUGAGAGGCCUGCAGAGAGGCACCCUAUACACAGUCAAAGUCCUGAGCCAGAAGGACAGUCUCCAGAGUACAGCCAUCUCAACUACAUUUACUACUGCUAAUGUGGUUAAAGCCAGUGAGGUUGGUCCUCGUUCUGCACUGAUAGUUUGGAAAACAUCCACUGUUGUUUAUCACAGCUACAGAGUGAUCUACCAGGUGGUAGGAGAGGAAACAAAAGAGUUGACCCUGGAGCCCACCAUUACAGAGUAUAAACUCACCGGGCUGUUGCCUAUGUCACGCUAUAUUGUUCUGGUACAAGGCGAGAGAAAUGGACACUACACACCUCUUAUCACCACAGAAUUCCUUACAGGGAAAGUGCGUUUUCCUUUCCCCACUGAGUGCUCUCAGGAGCUGCUGAAUGGAGCUCUGCAGUCAGGAGAGGUGAAUAUCUACCCGCAAGGUAGAGAGGGACAAGCAGUCAAAGUCUACUGUGAUAUGGAGACUGAUGGAGGUGGCUGGACGGUCUUCCAAAGGAGGAUGAAUGGAAAGACUGAUUUCUACAGAACCUGGAGUGAAUACAGGGUUGGUUUUGGGAACCUCAGUGAAGAGUUCUGGCUUGGAAAUGAGCUGCUGCACAACCUGACCAGUAUUGGCCCUGUGAGUCUGAGAGUGGACAUGCGAUCUGGAAAUGAUACUGCUUUCGCUCACUAUGCCAACUUCUCCAUUGAUUCAGAAGAAAAGCUCUACACCCUCACAGUGUCUGGCUACACAGGAACAUCAGGUGACUCUAUGAGGUACCAUAAUGGUCGCCCAUUCUCAGCUCGGGACAAGGACCCUGAUUCUUUGGGGAUCCACUGUGCCAAGGCCUACAUGGGAGGCUGGUGGUACAAGAACUGCUACAAGACCAACCUCAAUGGUCUUUAUGGCACAAACAGUAAUAAUCAGGGAGUGGUCUGGAUUGACUGGAAAGGUAAAGACUCCUCCAUUCCAUUCACUGAGAUGAAGUUCAGACCGUCCAGGUUCUCUCCUGCGACUCAUGGCUAA
Messenger RNA from Scomber japonicus (chub mackerel), 2385 nucleotides. RefSeq names its product tenascin-like. Lineage: Eukaryota; Metazoa; Chordata; Actinopteri; Scombriformes; Scombridae. The coding region runs from base 1 to 2385 and encodes 794 amino acids. The transcript is spliced from 15 exons. The record is from RefSeq and is a predicted model, not a curated record. Gene Ontology annotation, molecular function: protein binding.